AGUGCUUGUCAUUUUCUUGAUUCAUAGAAUUGUAAUCAAAUCCUAAAUAGAAGAUAAUAAACUACCCACUCAACCCAACAAAAGUAAAGGAGAAAAAAUGAUAUGCCAACGUUUGCAACUUAUAUAUAAAGGGUCUCUCUGCAUCAUUACUGAAACCACAAAACAACAACAACAACAAAGAGUGUUUGAACUCUGAAUACAACAGAGAAAAUGGUGGUAGCAGAGUUCACAAGUGGUGGUCUUGGUGACUGGAGAAGAAUGAAGAACUUCAGCUACCAAGUUCUCACAGGCCGUUGGUUCAUGGUAUUUGCCUCUUUACUAGUCAUGGCCUUUGCUGGGGCAACCUAUAUGUUUGGUUCGUACUCUAACGAGGUCAAAACCUCUUUGGGCUACGACCAAUCCACUCUCAACUUGCUCAGCUUCUUCAAAGACCUUGGCGGAAACGUUGGAGUUUUAUCCGGGUUGAUCAAUGAGAUAACUCCGCCUUGGGUGGUUCUCUCAAUCGGUGCUACUAUGAACUUCUUCGGCUACUUCAUGAUAUGGCUUGCCGUCACUGGUCGAAUUGCCAAACCCCAAGUUUGGCAAAUGUGUCUCUACAUUUGCAUUGGUGCAAAUUCACAGACUUUUGCCAAUACCGGUGUUUUGGUGACAUGUGUCAAAAACUUCCCAGAAAGCCGUGGCAGUAUCUUGGGCCUUCUCAAGGGCUAUCUUGGUCUAAGUGCUGCCAUUAUCACACAACUCUACCAUGCUUUCUAUGGUGACGACUCACAAGCUCUUAUCUUACUCAUUGCUUGGCUCCCUGCCGCUGUUUCCUUCCUUUUCCUCCCAACAAUUCGGAUAUUGAACACAGUGCAACAAUCCAACAAGCAACUCAAAGUUUUCUAUCACCUUUUAUAUAUCUCACUUGGCCUAGCUGGGUUUCUCAUGGUAUUGAUCAUUGUCCAGAACAAGCUGAGUUUUUCAAGGAUUGAAUACAUUACCGAUGGCCUUGUGGUUUAUUUCUUACUUCUUCUCCCACUUGUUGUUGUAUUUAGAGAGGAAUUCAACCUCUGGAAGACCAAAAACCAAGGUUUGACCGAUCCAUCUCAAGUGAAAGUAGUCACUGAAGUUGUUCCACCUUCAAAUAUGGUUUUUCCAUCCCAGCCAGAACCAACUACAACUAGCUCGCACAAGAAAAGUUCUUGUUUGGCCAACGUAUUCAAACCCCCAAACAGGGGCGAGGACUAUACAAUUUUGCAAGCCCUGUUCAGUAUUGACAUGUUGAUUCUGUUCAUCGCAACAACGGUUGGUAUUGGGGGAACAUUAACGGCCAUUGACAAUCUUGGGCAGAUUGGGCACUCGUUGGGAUACCCGAAGAAGAGCACAACCACCUUUGUGUCCCUAGUGAGCAUAUGGAACUACCUGGGACGAGUAGUUGCUGGUUUUGCAUCAGAAAUCUUCUUGACCAAAUACAAAUUCCCUCGUCCCUUAAUGCUCACUCUGGUUAUGCUUCUCUCUUGUGUUGGCCAUAUUUUAAUUGCCAUUGGUAUCCCAAACUCUCUCUACUUCGCUUCAGUGAUUAUUGGGUUUUGUUUUGGAGCUCAAUGGCCGUUGAUGUUUGCAAUCAUAUCAGAAAUAUUUGGCCUUAAAUACUACUCCACGUUAUAUAACUUUGGAGCCGUGGCAAGCCCUGUUGGAUCCUACAUACUAAACGUGAGAGUCGCUGGUUAUUUGUAUGAUAAAGAGGCUUUGAAACAAUUAGUGGCUAAGGGACUCACGAGACAAGCAGGGAAGGACCUAACUUGCUUAGGAGUCCAAUGUUACAGGAUGUCUUUUUUCAUAAUUGCAGCAUCAACGCUGAUUGGGUGUUUUGUUUCGUUCAUUUUGGUGCUAAGGACUAGAAAAUUUUACAAAGGUGACAUCUAUAGAAAGUUCAGAGCAGAACUUGAAGCAGCAGAGACUCAGAUGGGGAGUACCAAAAGUGAUAAUGUUUUGUUUGAAAUAGAGGACCGUGCAACCUUAAGUGGCAUUGGGGCUACUCCCGCCACCACAUGCGGCUCAGAGGAAUCAAAUAAAAACAAUGUAAAGUGAAGUGUGUUUGAGAUAUAAUUAAUAAAUGGAAUUGGGUAUUCUAGCUUCUUCUUUUUUUCCAUGCAUAUCUUAUCUACCAAUAUCUAACACCAUUAAAUUAAGAUAAGAUAGAAUGGUGUUGGAAAAUAGUAGACAAGAUAGAUAGAAUAACUUAUUCCUUAAUAAAUAGUUACUUGAUGU
This is a messenger RNA of Gastrolobium bilobum, 2250 nucleotides long. Its product is annotated as protein NUCLEAR FUSION DEFECTIVE 4-like. Gene Ontology annotation, biological process: transmembrane transport. The transcript has a single exon. NCBI's taxonomy places the organism in Eukaryota, Viridiplantae, Streptophyta, Magnoliopsida, Fabales, Fabaceae. The coding region runs from base 211 to 2070 and encodes 619 amino acids. Gene Ontology annotation, molecular function: transmembrane transporter activity. The record is from RefSeq and is a predicted model, not a curated record. Gene Ontology annotation, cellular component: membrane.